Microsporum canis CBS 113480 is the source of this 1929-nucleotide messenger RNA. RefSeq lists its product as hypothetical. Bases 1 to 1929 code for a protein of 642 amino acids. The transcript is spliced from 2 exons. The record is from RefSeq and is a predicted model, not a curated record. NCBI's taxonomy places the organism in Eukaryota, Fungi, Ascomycota, Eurotiomycetes, Onygenales, Arthrodermataceae.
AUGAGCAGGCCGACAUCCUUUGACCAAGUGACGAGGAAUCUGGAGCAAGCCCUUGCAGACCCGUCUACCGCUCUUAAUGUUCACCUCAUCGACAAGCUAGGAGCCGAGGUGGUGGCUCAAACAGACCAUAAUCUCUCAAAGGCGCUGAUUACCUUGAUAUCCCGCGUGCUGCCAGUGCUGCAGGAGGAUCCAAGCCCUGUAACAGCUCUAGCUAGGAAAGUAGCGAGGUUCCUAAGCUUUGCAGAGCUUCAAUCAAUCGAUCCCCCAAUCGACUUCGUUGCUGGAAUCAGGGCUGGUAUUCCCCCGAUCAACAGCCUCACACUUUGCCUCAUUGCAAAAGCAAGCGAAUCUCCAAGCCAUGUCGCCGAAGUUGCUGGAAAUUCAAGCCUGGUUAGGUCAAUUGUAGAAUUAUGGCUAUCGACGGAUGAUUCCGGAGUAUCGCAGGCUGCCUUCGACGUUCUCUGGUCCUUGCUAGAGGCAGACCAUUUAGUUUCAAAUUCUACAGAAGGCAGGUCGAAUAAUGGACCGCAGCAUAGUGGGCCUAUGUGGCGUAGAUUAUUUCAGAAUACUUCAUCCUCAGAACGCUCGAUAUGUUCUCUCCGGACGUGCCCGACAAAGACAAUUGCUCAGGGGAGGCUGAUGGAAUUUGUUGUCAAGGUCGGAUCACUCAGUUGGAGCGCUAUAUCGACGUCGCACUUCCCAGAUAUUGAAUCAUCCGUGCAAAGUGAUAGCUUGUUGAGCUUUGUGGCCAUUAGGAUGGUUGACACCAGUGACCUACUUCUCCAUAUGACCCUCUUGCAAUUUCUCCGCCAGAUGCUUGAAAUAGGUGCUCCAGGCUUGCGUCCUUGCAAUAGCAAGUCGUCCAGUCUAAUUCCCGCAUUUUCAUCCCCUUCUUUAGAAUUUCUUAUCACCAAUGGCCUACACCGGAAGGUUAUCAAUUGCUACUUGGAUCCCACUACACUUGAUUCCGCUACUGGAAACUUUCUUGCUUCCCCUGUAAAGGCAUAUGUUUCGGCCUACGCAGCCCUCUACCCAAACCAUAUGCUACAAGAGCACCAGGCACAACGAGAUCGGCUGUGCUCUCGUAUACUUGAGGCAUUCAAAAUUCCAUCAGCUCAGUGGGCUCACGGCCCCGUGCCUAUUGGAGACCUUGACAUAUUGGCGUCACUUCCUCGGGUAAUGCUGGUUGAAUCUGGAAAAAGAGGUCUUAACCCGUUACUCUCUGUUCCUUCUAAACCCUUACAUAUUGAGACCCUGAUAUGCUUGGGUAAAGUAUUCCAUGGUCCGGCGUCUUUCGAAGAUGCAAUGGAUAUAGACCAGACAGUUAACAGAGGCCCGGACCCUACCAGUACACGUGCUGAGGCAGCAGCUGCAAGGGUUCUUUAUUUCCAAUACUUGAACAGUCAUCCUGAUUUUUGGUCUAAUAUUAUCGAGGCUGCUGAAAUAAUAGCAAUGCAAGAUACCGCAAUAGCAUCGAUAAAUCUCAUCAAGAACGUGGUAACAGCAAACUGGGCUGUUCUCUCCUCGGCCGAUGAGGCAAGCACUCUAACUUCUAGUCGGUUUGUUCUACCGACAGAGAGUGUAGUCAGCCAACUUGGUCCCUCUUCACAGGGAAGUCUCCCUGUCAGCGGAGCAUGGGCAUUACUUGUUCCCCCCGCCUUGACUGUUGUUUUACCAUACCUUUUCAAGCAACCACCGUCUUACGCAAAUUUCGUUGCCGGAGGAGCUGGAGACACUGAGAGCGCUGUCUGGCGGAUUGCAACUACAAAAUAUGACGCCCUUGUGGCCCUCCAGUCUGCUGUCCAGAGGAUGGAGAGCACUGCAGGCGGACUUGACGAUAUCAAACGAACGUUAAAGCGGAGAGUAGCAGAAGGGCCCAUGGGUGCUCCAAACCAAAUUGGAAGCAGAAUUGAGGCCCUUGAGCUUUGA